AUGCAGCGUUUUCUGGCGAAGCUCGAGGCCGUCCUGGAGUCUGAGGAGUUGUCACCCGGGCUCAUUGACACCGUAAAACGCGCUGCUGGCUCUGCCCUCCAGGACCUCCCCGCGCCCGAUGACGCGACCAGCGGCGACGGCGGCGGUAGCGGCACAAAUACUGGCGCCGCGGCCAGCAGGUCGCAGUCGGUUGUCCCUGCGGCGGCGGACGUGCUGGGCUUCGAGGCGCUGGACCUGCAGCUUCGCUUUGCGCAUGACUGCCAGGCCAAGGGCUGCGGUGAUGCCGCUUGCCCGCUCUGUGAGCGCAGCCCCGACCGCCCGUGCAGCCGGCAGCUGGGCCGCAGCUACCUGGUCGGCGACCGCCUGGCUGCACGCUGCGGCGGCUUGCUGCGGGUGGAGCUCGUGUGCCGCCCCACGGGGGAGCUGUACACCGGGGCGCUGCCCGAUGGCCUGUGCCUCGAGCUCCGAGUCGUGGAGGGGGCGCUCUACGAGGCGCGCUUUGCUGACCAGGGCGCCGGGCUGGCGCGCGCCAGCGAGGCGGACAUAGAAGCCAUCAGCCUCCCCCCCGCGGCUAAUGGAGGCGCCCUGCUCGCCCUCAUGGGCAGCCGGCAGCCGGCCAACUUCAGCUGCGGCGGCCGGGGCGGCGUGACGACGCUGGACAUGCAGAUCAUGGACGGCUUCGCCACGCUGCCAGAGCUGCGGAUCAUCGCCAGUGGCGAACAGCUUCUGAAGGGAAACGGCAAGAAGCCUCAGUUCAGGAUCCUCGUCCGCGCCCGCCUCCGCGGCUGCAACGAUGUCUCAAGCACCGCCGCCGAUGUAUCAGUUGCCGCCAGUGCGUCCCUGAUCAACCUGCGUCCGGCAAUCAGCGAGGGCUUUGCUGUGGCCACGGCGCGCAUGAAGGGCGAUGUGAAGGUGGAGCUGCCGCUGACGACCGACGAGGCCAGGGUGAUCAUCCACCUCGGCAAGGCAGCGUGCGCCAAGCUCAAGGACCUGCGGGCAGCGGCAGCAGAGCUCAAGAGGUUGCUCGCGCUUGCGCCUGCCAACAGCGUCCUGCGCGGCCAGCUCCAGAAGCUGCUGGUUCUGGGCCAGGACGCCUGGGAGGAGGUGGUGGAGCACGUGGGCCAAGCCGUGGAGCCGGACAGCCGCAUGAGGGCUUGGUUUGAGGGCACAGGGUGA
Molecule: messenger RNA, 1176 nt
Organism: Monoraphidium neglectum
Lineage: Eukaryota; Viridiplantae; Chlorophyta; Chlorophyceae; Sphaeropleales; Selenastraceae
Exons: 6
Coding region: 1-1176 (391 amino acids)
Source: RefSeq, a predicted model, not a curated record